GCGCCGAGUGUCUCUCGUCCCCUGCAGCACGCUGCCAGCUGGUACCUCCCUCCUUUCUGAAGCGUAACUGAGGAGGGGGUGGAAGGCAGAGGAAGUUUGGUGCUCAGUUUUUUUCUGUAGGCUUUGCAGAAGGAUUCCCUGUGCGUGGCAGCGCGGAGGGCUGCAGGACGGGGUGCGGAGGGGCAGGGGCACGGCCGGAGCCGGGGCUGUGCGGAGCCGUGCCCCGCCGCGUACCUGCGGCGCUGGAUGCGAGCUCCGCGCAGCUCCGCCGAGCGUAGCGGCAGCGGCGCGGCUGAUGCAGAUGCGUGCAUGUGUGUGUGCUUAACCCUUUCUUGGCUCCUCGGAUUUGUACCAUGCUGAAGAUCCUCACCAAAAAGCUCAGGAACCAGAGUUUGAACGAAAUCCAACCUUUCCAGCUAAAGAUCUCCUAUCCUCCAAGUGAUGAGGACAGCGAUGACUCUGAGGGAGAGAACCAGGAACUUGCUCAGAUCGACAGAGAGAGAAGACGGAAUUGUGCCCUGACUCCUCUGGCCACCAACCAGCUCCAGAACCAGGAGAGCCAAUGCUGCAAGGUUCGGGCCCUCUUCCACGCCAGCCUUGACCGGCACAGCUCGGAGGAGGAGCUGGAGCGCAUCAACCGGGAGUUUGCGGCGGAGAAGCGCAAGUGGUCGCAGGUCAGCCGGCUCACCUGCUGCGGCGACGGCAACAACGCCUCCUCCAGCGACGAGGAAGUGAAGAACUUGUGCGCCAUGUCCUUCCGGCCCGUGGCAGAGCGGGGCGACGGCCUCCAGGCCAGCCCCAGCCCCGUGCUGUUCAGUGCCUCCCCUCCCAAGAGACUGCAGCCCCUGGUGCGCAGCCCGGCCUCCACACCUCUGAUCUUCACCAGCGUCGGGGCGGGCCUUGAGCAGGUCAUGCCUUGUAAGAGACACCGACAGGGAUAUGGGGAUAAGGUCAGCAGGCCCAGCCUUGACCUGGAAAAAAUGCAGCAGAAGAUGCUGCUCAAGAAGAAUUGUGGAGCGAAGACUAGAGUAAUUAAAAUUCGUAGCACCAACGGAGGCCGCCCGCCGCCCCACUUCCUGUACGAUCCCUCCACUUUUGCCUUCCGUUCCCUCAGCACCUUGAAGCCGCUGAGCCCCAUAGCUCCAGUGGAAGAACCGUCAUGUGCCUACUGAAGGAGUUUCUCCAGAAAACCUCAGGAACUGUCACCCAGUGUCCUGCCUGGCAGGGAGCAGGGGAGGUGGUGAUACCCAAGGGGAGGGGUGGGAGAAGAAGGGGCAAUGAGACGUCUUUGCAACACAGCUGCUCCGGCAGGGGGAAGCGAAUGGCUUGGCAGCAGUGCCUGUUCUCAGACCACUGAUGGAGCCCAGCAGUGGCACAGGGAGGGAGUUUUGUCUCUCAGGGCAAAGCAAACCAGUCAGGUGCACAAGCUGCAAGAACUGCCACCAAGGCAGUGUCAAAUGUGAGUGAGGAUGGUGGCAACUGAAGAUAUCCAGGAGCUGUUCAGGGGUUAGUGUGACCUGCAUGGCAGCAGGGGUGAGUGAUCAAGCUGUGAAACCAAAUUCAGUCAGUUUCCCAAGGAUGCCUGAGUCUACAGUGCUUUGCUAUAGACCUGACACUUCUCCCACUCAGAAGUGAACUCAGGAUUGGAGAAAGAGGCUUACAGAGCUGCUUGCAAAACAAGAAGAUCCCUCUCUGAGAUUGUUAUAAUUGCAUUCACAUCAAGCUCUCUCAAGUGGAAAACCUGGGGACAGGGAGGUGUGUGGAGGAGUAACUGGCACAUUUAACUGUGCAUUCCAGAUGAUCUGCUGGCAGUUCAGUGAUACUGCCCAAAAAGAGAUUGAAAUGGGAGAGUGAGACAUGCAUAUGUACAUCUGGGGUUAGAAUAAAAUUCUAGAAUUGGAAAGUCUGUGUUGAGCCAUCCAGGAAAAUGCAGCACCCACCUUCAGUCCUCUCAGCAUCAUCCAAGAGAAGAACUUGGGGGUGACUGUGUGCCCAUGGAUCGCCUCUCUGCUGGGGCAGUGUGUGUUCUGGGGUAUGUCACACUUCUCCAUAGUAUUGUCCCACUACAUGAUGGUGGAUGUAACUGGUACCACCAAAUUCAAACCAAUUUAUUGCCUCCAGCAAGCUUUCCACUCCCCUUGUUAAAUUCAGGUACACUCCUCUGGUGUCAGUGAGACAGUAUUCCCAGAUGAAGCAAGGAGUGUGAAAAAGUCGAUUUUGUG
Molecule: messenger RNA, 2222 nt
Organism: Melozone crissalis (California towhee)
Lineage: Eukaryota; Metazoa; Chordata; Aves; Passeriformes; Passerellidae
Exons: 5
Coding region: 354-1172 (272 amino acids)
Source: RefSeq, a predicted model, not a curated record